AUGCACACGAGUGGCACUGGCGAAGACGUGAAGACAGGUACUGUCGUCUUACUUCAAACGUUCAGGGUAUGGGCCGUAGCUGAAGAUCGCAGUCUAUAUCUCAAGGGAGUCAUUGACGGCGGUAGUCAAAGAACCUUCGUGCGCCAAGAUAUUGCCAGAAAACUGAACCUUCCUUCUGCCGGAGAAAUAGACGUCACGAUAAAUACUUUCGGGAACAGGACUUCCACAAAGGAGAAGCAGCGUCGGCGUUUGGUCAAACUGUGCUUACGCAGUCAAUACGGAGGGAAAAUACAUGCCUUUGAAGCAAUCGAGGUACCAUUCAUUUGUGAAGAUAUGGCGACAUGCCCAUUGGAUAACGAGGACGUGCGUACUUUUCUUCUAAGUGAAGAGAAACUAGCCGAUGAGUGUCGCUUCUCAGGGGUACGGACAGAAGAUGGAAUUGGCGUGCUUUUAGGCUCUGAUCAAAUGUGGAAGAUCAUGACGAGUCAGGUGCGGCAAAGCAAUGCCCAGAAUAAUCUUGUUGCCAUCAACACUGCUCUGGCUUGGACUUUUCAAGGAGCGGUAUCAGUUAGAUCUUCACUCGAGAACAAAGACAGCACUCUAGUUUGUGUGCUUCGCACUGAUGCCACGCACGAGGCGUCAUUACAGAUGUUCUGGGAAAUUGAACAUCUGGGUAUUACGGACAGAAAUAGUAAUGAUGGAGGCGACGACAAAGUUCUUUGUCAAUUUAAGGAAACCAUACAGAAGGUUGGCGGAAGAUAUGCCGUCGCUCUACCUUGGAAGAACGAUUUCGUCCUUAAUGAUAAUUUGGAAGUAGCCGAGAGUAAACUCAACGGACUCCUAAAAAAGCUAAAGAAAAAUGGUUUGAUGGCAGAGUACGACGCUGCGAUGAGGAAGUACGCAAGUGACGGACAUGCGGAGAAGGUACUCGUGGAGUCAGGGAACGGGAAACAACCUCAGCAAGUGUAUUACAUGCCGCAUCAAGCUGUGGUCAAACAGGAAUCAGAAACCACAAAGCUUCGUGUUGUUUUCGAUGGAUCCUCGCAUGCACCUACCGUAGCUUCACUGAACGAUUGCCUGGAAAAGGGUCCGAGUCUGAAUACGGAUCUUCUGCCGGUCUUGAUACGUUUCCAAAUGUACCGUAUGGGUCUAGCAGCAGACAUGGAGAAAGCCUUUCUUCAGGUUGAGGUCCAAGAAAGGGACAGGGACGCUUUGAGAUUUCUGUGGUGUCAAGAUGGUCCUACGAAAGAUAUUUGUCAGAAUCCGGUGGAAGUGUGGAUAAUGAAACGUGUACCCUUCGGAACGACAGCGAGCCCAUUUCUUUUGAUGGCCACACUGAGACAUCACCUAGAAAACGUCAAAGGGCAUUUCCAACGGACGGCAUGGCACACGGACAAUAGUUUCUACGUGGACGACCUAUUGACGGGUUCAUCAACGGUGGAUGGAACAAUAACGAUAUACAGCAACGCUUCAUCAAUCCUUCAGGAAGCUGGCAUGAAUUUACGAAAAUGGAUUUCAAACUCAGAAGAGGUACGAAAACAGUUUGGUGAGCAAGACACCAACAGGAGACAAGGGAGAACCCUGAGUUGCAGUGAGGAUCGGAAAGUUCUUGGUGUACUGUGGGACACGUACGGUGAUACUCUCAAGAUAUCAGGCAAACGCAUGCUAGAGGAUGGCGUAGCGCUCAUUAGCAGUAAACGCGGAAUUCUGAGCGCAGCAGCGAAGCUCUUUGACCCUCUGGGCAUGCUCUCUCCGUUCAGCAUUUGGAUCAAAAUGUUGUUUCAACGUUUGUGGGAGGAGAAGCUUGAUUGGGACACGCCUUUGACCGGGAACGUAGAAGGGCAGUGGCGUACCUGGUGGUCGGAGCUGCCAAAUUGGACAACAUCGCACUGA
Molecule: messenger RNA, 1893 nt
Organism: Ornithodoros turicata
Lineage: Eukaryota; Metazoa; Arthropoda; Arachnida; Ixodida; Argasidae
Exons: 1
Coding region: 1-1893 (630 amino acids)
Source: RefSeq, a predicted model, not a curated record